AUGGAGGAAUUCAGAUUAUGGAGGAAUUCAGUUCCUUGCUGUCUUUUAUUAGACCAGGACAAAUAUUUAUCUCCUCUUCAAGUCCUUUUCCCUAUUCCGAUGCUCGGUGGUGAGCGUUACGCUCCGGUCCCUCAAACCAGCAUCUAUCUCUUAAAACCAUCACCGUCUUCUACAUCAAGCAGCAACUUGUUGGUUAGGGUUGAACAUCACUGGAUCCGAUUGAACGGCGAGAUUCAGCACAAAGUAUCAGUUUCUGAUCCAUUCUUUGAUAAAGCAAAUAUGAGACAAUUGCGUGAAGAGGUUUCGUUCUCACACGAAACUAUUAUCUAUCCUGAUUUUGCUUGGACCAAAAAAGAAGAUUGCACUGCUAUCGCUCUCGGCGGACCUGGAUAUUUGAAGUGCUGGAGAACUGGGGAUAAGAUUUGGACUCCCGUAAACGACGGGCAUUGUUAUUAUACGGAUAUGAUAAUCUAUAAUAAGCAAGUGUAUGUUGUUGAUCGAUGGGGUGCACUUUUACUAAUUGAUUUGCCAUCCAUGGACAUCGUUAAAAUUACAGCUCCAUUGUCGGAAUUCAGCGGUUGGUUUAGGUAUUUGGUAGAAUCAAGUGGAGAUCUCUAUCUUGUGAACAUGUGUCAUUAUAAUGAAGAAGAUGGUUUCCUAGUUUAUAAGCUGGUGAAAUCGGAAGAACAUCGUCAUUGGGUUUUGGUUAAUAGCAUCGGCGAUAAAAUAUUUUUUGUCGGAAGUUCUCUGUGUGAUCAUUACGGUUCAUUUUCUAUUUCAUCUCAGGAUUUCCCUGGAACAGAAGGAAACCGCAUAAUUUGCAAUUUAUUCAAUGAGAAUAAAAUACUGGGUUUUUUCAAUGUAGAGAAUGGCAGCAUUUUUCAUCUAUCAACAAUGCAACUCAUUGAGCUCGCGCCACAGUAUUUCCAAUUAUUCAGGUCCAGUUAG
Mercurialis annua (annual mercury) is the source of this 948-nucleotide messenger RNA. RefSeq lists its product as uncharacterized. The transcript is spliced from 2 exons. The record is from RefSeq and is a predicted model, not a curated record. NCBI's taxonomy places the organism in Eukaryota, Viridiplantae, Streptophyta, Magnoliopsida, Malpighiales, Euphorbiaceae. The coding region runs from base 1 to 948 and encodes 315 amino acids.